Messenger RNA from Phoenix dactylifera (date palm), 2305 nucleotides. The record is from RefSeq and is a predicted model, not a curated record. NCBI's taxonomy places the organism in Eukaryota, Viridiplantae, Streptophyta, Magnoliopsida, Arecales, Arecaceae.
AGAGGAUGCUGAGGAAGCAAUAGAAAAACCAGUUAGCUCAAAGAAUGCAAAAAAGAGAGUUGAGGAGGUGUUCUGAAGAAGGGGGACAAUAAGAAGUCAAAGAAAGUCUCACAAAAGCCUCUGCGAAAGAAGAAAGCCUGAAAGCAGCAGUUCUGAGGAUCAGACUUUCUUCAGAAUCUGAAGAAGAGGUUAAAGUUCCACUUAAGAAGACCAUUAAACCUGUCAAAGCGCCUGCAAAGGAAUCUAGCAGCAGCAGCAGUGAAGAUCAUCUUCUGAUGAUGAACCUGUAAAAAAAGCUGCCGCUCCUGCUAAAAAGAUCGCACCUACUGUUACUAAGAACGGUUUAGAUGGUGUGUUAGCUAAGAAAGGAAAGCCAGAGAGCAGUUCUGAAAGUGAUUCUGAUGAUGAAGAUGAACCUACUAAGGUGAUUGCCCCAUCAAAGAAGUUGCCAGCAACUGGAGCUAAGAAUGGCGCACCUGCAAGAUCUAAAGAGGAAGAAUCAAGUGACAGUUCAGAUUCAGAUAGCAGUUCAGAUGAGGAUGCUGGAGUCACAGCCAAAGCUGGUGCACCUGCAAACAACCACUUGCAUCAUCAAGAAUGGAACUCUUGGUGCCUUAAAUACUGAAGAAACAUCCAGUGAGACAUCAGAGAGUGAAUCUGAUGGUGAAGAGGAAACACCGGCAAAGGUUCCUGCCAAAAAGCAGGCUGUCACUGUGAAGAAAGAUGUUCAGCCAAAAUCACAGCAUAAAACCAAAGUAGAUCAAAGAUCUGAAGAGAGUUCCGAUGAGAGUUCUGAUGAGAGCGGUGAAGAACCACAAAAAAAGAAGCUGAAGGUUCCGGGUACCGUUCCUGGAAAUGUCAACAAGCCAACUGCAAAGCCUGUUAAAAAAGAAAGUAGCAGUGAUGAAGAUGAGGAUGACAGCUCUGAAGAAAUUUCAGAUGAGGAGCCUUCAAAACCAGAACAAAAUAAAAAGGCAAUGAAAGCAUCUGCAGAGAGCAGCAGUUCUGAAGAGGAGGAUUCUUCUGAUGAGGAGAGUGAAGAUGAACAGCCGAUGAAGACUCUGCAGAAGAAGCCAACCAAAGCAUCUGCAGAUAGCAGUAGUUCUGAGGAGGAGGAUUCUUCCGAUGAGGAGAGUGAAGAUGAACAGCCGAUGAAGACUCCACAGAAGAAGGACUCGGAUGUGAAGAUGAAAGAGUACCAUCAGCAAAUGCAACAGAAAACUGACGGCUACAAAACUGACAAGAAGGCGCCUAAAACUCCUAGCAGUCAGAUAUCUGGAUCAAAAACAAUAUUUGUUGGAAACCUGUCCUAUGAUGCUGGACAAGAUGAUGUGGCUGAAUUCUUCAAAGAGGCAGGGGAGAUUGCUGAAGUUCGUUUGGCUGUCGCUGAUGAUGGACGCUUCAGAGUUGGUCAUGUUGAAUUCACCACUGAAGAUGGAGCUCAGAAAGCACUUGAAAUGAAUGGCAUGGAACUAUUGGGACGUGCAGUAAGACUUGAUGUGGCCAAUGGAAGGGGCGCAUAUACCCCUUACAGCGGGAAGGAUGGUAAUUCUUACGAAAAAGCUGGGAAAGUCCAAGCAUACUAUAUCGUAAAGGGUUUUGAUAAAUCCCCUGAAGAGGAUCAGAUCCGGAGCUCCCUUCAAGAGCAUUUUGGGUCUUGUGGAGAGAUUACUCGUGUUUCCUUACCAAAGGACUACGAAACUGGUGCUUUCAAGGGGAUGGCAUACAUGGAUUUUGGGGAGCAAGAUGCCUUUUCGAAGGCUCUGGAACUCGAUGGGUCUGAACUUGGGGGCUACUCAUUAACAGUGGAUGAAGCUAAGCCAAGAGGUGACAGCCGUGAUGGUAGCUGGAGUGGUGGCAGGGAUAGCUCAGGAAGGGGUGGUGGCAGAUUUGGAGGCCAGCGUGGUGGACGUGGUGGUAGAGGUGGCGGUGGCAGGGACGGUUUGGAGGUGGCGGUGGCAGGGGACGGUUUGGAGGUGGCGGUGGCAGGGGACGAGGAGGAACCCCUAACAAGCAAAGUUUUGCUGCAGCCAGUACAGGGAAGAAGACGACCUUCAGUGAUGACUAGAGGGAGCACUUCUUCGUGAAUUUUCCGCUAGUGCAGAUCCCAGUUUCAUCCCCUACCUAGUGAAAUAUAGCUUUAGCGGAGUAUCGUUAUUCUGUCUUUAAGAUUUGUCUGUUGAAUUGGUUUUGUAACUCACCGGCAACUUUUGACAUUGGUGGUUGUCUACUUUUUGUGAUUUUGAAACUUGGAAUUCAACUGUGGGAAGUAGUUAAUAUUUUGGAUUCAGUUUUGUGGCUUUCC